AUAAUAAUAAUAAUAAUAAUAAAACGUAUUUGCUCUUUUUAAUUAUAGUAUAGUUCAUUAUGUUAAUUAUCAGUUAACAUUAUGCCUUAGCCUAUUCAGAAAAGGCACCGAAUACAAGAAAUGAGCCGGUUAAACGCAGCAAAAAAACCAAAACAAACAAUACAGACAUAUCCUCUCUUUCGAGUCCACCCCAUCAUUUUUCUCUCUUAUAAAGUGUAAAAGUUCAUUGAGUUAGUCUGUGACCGCCAGCACUCGUUCUGCUUUUCCCAUGUUCACCUGUUGCGAGGCUCGUGCACUAUACUCGCGAUGUUUUGAAGGCCGCCUGUAGGUGGAGUCAGGAAAACAUCUGGUGAUCCGCGCGCUCUCUGUCGACACGUCCAAUCUAAUCCGCCGCACCGGACACCAAGCGCAAGGCGUCAGGGACAAGAGCCCGACGCCUCCGAGACGAGUUAACCUCUUCGGCUGCGAGUGUGACAUCAGAAAGCCUACGGUCUAUAUGAACGCCCCAUAUAGUGUAUAGACCGACUGGGAGGCAACCUCGGAGUGCACCAAAUGAAGACAUGAAUAAGAAGGGAUGAAGUCAUCUCCUGCGCUUUAUGGCCAGCAAACAUCACCGAUGAAUGCAGUGAUCGAUCAACCCACCGCUCAAGAGGCCUCGAUGGUGGAGGAAUCGGUCUCGCUUGCUUUCGGCCGUAUGCGUAGAAUGUCGCGGGAGAGGUGUGGAAAGAGGCAGGUUGAGAUCUAUUAGUACAGACAGAUCGAUUGAUCAUUCAGCUCAGCUGUUUUGCCCAUCAGUGCAGUGCCUGGUUAAUAUUGCCCAACGGACCACUGGCAUCGGGCUAUGGGCGCACAGUACAGAACGCGGCGUUGCAAGCGUUUGUUUGAUGAAUAAAUGACAUUGGCGUCUCUCUCGCGUAUCAUGCUGGUGGACCCUCCGCCGUCACGCGCAGCGCUUCGGCUCCUGGAAAUAAACUGAAAUACGGUGCAAUGUGUUCGUUUUGGAAAUUCAAUAAGGUGCGCAAUAAAACACCGUGUGAGAGCCGCGGAGCAUUGGACAGGGUCGCAAUCCACGCCGUGGCCUGUGUGUGAAACGCGCCGGAGAAUGGAGAAGUUCCUGCAGAUAGCGCCCCAUUCCCUGGCCAUAGUGCUGUCGCGGGUCAGCACGGAGGAAGCAGCCGCGGUCACGGAGAAGCUUCAGCACCAUCACACCGGCUAUGAGAUAUUCGCCGACUUCAAAGCGGAGAACAUGCAGCACUUCUGGAAUAAGAAAGUCACGGACGCCAUAUCGGAGACCUUCUUCUUGGGCUGGAUAGAUGAACAUGUUCUGCUCAUUCAAGGCAAGGAGGAUCAUUUGGAGGUCCUGAGGGAAGGAUGGACACGGAGGGCCCUCAAACCACCGCGGGGCUUCGAGAUCAAGUGCAUAGGCGAUGUAUCUCCAAUCAGUAUGUCACCCAUCAGUCAGUCUCAGUUUAUCCCACUGGGAGAGAUUCUGUGUCUGGCCAUCUCAGCCAUGAACUCUGCCCGCAAGCCUGUCACACAAGAUGCGCUGAUGGAGCACCUUGCCACCUGCUUCCCGGGUGUACCCACUCCGAGUCCAGAGAUCCUGCGGCACACACUGAACAUGUUGGUACGGGAGAGGAAGAUCUACCCCACACCAGAAGGUUACUUCAUUGUUACUCCACAGACCUACUUCAUCACCCCGUCCCUCAUCCGCACCAACAGCAAGUGGUACCACCUGGACGAGCGGCAUCCAGAGCGGCAGCAGCAGCAGCAACAACAACAACAACAACAGCAACAGCAACAACAGCAACAGCCGCCACCUCAACAGCAAUGCACAUCACCACAAUCUGGAACUAUCACUCCCUCCACCUCUGGCUGUGUACGAGAAAGGCCUAAUCCUAAGAACCACUGCGACUCCUACAAUGCCUACCGCGAUGAGGUGCCCAGCAUUCAUACCUCCACAAUUCAAAGGAAAUCCCCAAAAGAACCCAAAGGAGAUCCCCCUUCAUACCCACAACCCCCACCUCCUCCACCUGCCAUUCAGCACCCACCUGACCCAACCGACAAGAACAAGAGCAUGACCGCCACCUUCUCUUACAAGACAGACACGCUAACCAAGAAGAAGGAGGGCAGUGGUGGGGGCAGCAGUGAGAGGCAGUCUAAGAAGUUUGGGCUGAAGCUGUUCCGCUUGAGCUUCAAAAAGGACAAGACCAAACACCUGGCCACCUUUUCAGCACAGUUUCCUCCAGAGGAGUGGCCCUUGAGGGACGAGGACACACCGUCGGCCGCAGCGAUCCCUCGUGAGGUGGAGAUGGAGAUCAUCCGCCGCAUCAACCCAGACCUGACAGUGGAGAACGUGGCCCGUCACACAGCUGUCAUGAAGCGGCUGGAAGAGGAACGAGCUCAGCGCUGCAAGGCCAGCUCAUCCGCACAGCACAGUGCCCGCAGUCGCCGUAGCCGAGGUCACCGGCGUGUGCCACACGGGAAGUCGCGUUCGCACAGCAAGACGCGAGCUUCUCGGGGAGACCCCUCAGAGGGCUCCAAUCUGGACCUGCCAGCAGUCAGCCUGGAGAGGGACUACCGUUUUUUCAGCCAUUCUCUGGUACGCUCGCCAAGAGAGGGAAUGUACACGAUGGAACGCAGAAGCGGUGGUGCCUAUCUUGUCCACAGCAACCCCAACAUUGCUGAGUCGCACUUUCCUGUCACCCCAGAGUGGGAUGUUUCAGGGGAGCUUGCAAAGAGGCGGACAGAGAUGCCUUUCCCUGAGCCUUCACGUGGGACAUCACAUUCUAGAGUGCACCGGAGCCACAGCCACACUCAGGACCGCAAGUCACGCAACGAGCGGCCCGAUAAGGCUAAAGAGCGAUCGCGUUCUAUGGACAACUCCAAGGGCCCGCUGGGAGGUGGGAGCUCCACGCUUGGCACGGCUGAGGAUUACGACCGCAGUCCCGAUGACAGAAGCCGCUACUAUACCGACGAUGGGACGCUGAGGGCCUCCUCUCAAAAGGCCCCGCACUACUCAUGCAUCAUGUUUUCUGCUGCCAAGUUUAGCUCUGAAAUGUCUGUACUUGAUAUGGGCAAAAUGAGUUUGGAUGAAUCGAGGCUCUGUAGCCCUCUAGAACGGAACAAGAGCAGGGACAGCCUCCCAGCCUAUAGUGACCUAAAGGCCCUGUCGCCAAAGCCUUUGGCUGAUGACUACUUUCAGUGCAAUACAUCGAAUGAAACAAUCCUUACUGCCCCGCUGCCUCUGGGCAAAUCUGACCAUGACACUUUAACCCCAUCUGACGGAAUCCGCAAGGGCUCUCCAGCUGACCGGCAGACACCGCACCUCACCUCUCCUCACCCCUUGGAGUACAAAGAGGACUCCUCCACCAAGGGGCACAACGGUUCUGGCAAACCCACACCGAGCCAGACCCCUGAGCCUAUGCCCAAUGGACGUUUGAUACAGCACCAACACAACACUGACCCAGGGGGCGGGGGAGGUGGUGGUAGCACUGGUGGCGGGGUGGACAAGAGGAAAGAGAUUUUCAGUAAGGACACUUUGUUCAAACCGCCACACAAUGUUUUGACUGUGAGCUAUGUGGACAGUGGCUACUCAAAGUCAGGCACUUUGCGUAAGACUCCGCACAUGAAAUCAUCCGAGGUCCUUGACACUCUGGAGACCCAACAGCCACCUAACUCCACCCCUUUGUCUGCUUCUGCCCCAGCACCUACAGGCACAGAUCAGGGUGCUCCCUCCACAUCUGAAGCUGCUUUUGACUAUUACAACGUGUCAGAUGAUGACGAUGAGGAGGAGGGAGAGGAGGCCUCCCAUAAAGAGGCGGCCCCGACAGAAACAAAGGGGCGGGCAGGGGCCGGAGAUAGUGGCGGAGGUGGUGGGACCAUGCAGUGGUUGCUAGAACGGGAGAAAGAGCGGGAUUUACAGCGGAAGUUUGAGAACAACUUGACUCUGCUUAGCCCUAAGGAGAGCGAGAAUAAUAACAGCCAAAAGACGGCUCACUCGGCACGGCUGGACAGCAUGGACAGCAGUAGUGUGACUGUAGACAGUGGGUUUAACUCCCCUCGCACACGGGAGAGUCUGGCGUCCAACACCUCAAGCAUUGUGGAGAGUAACCGGCGACAGAAUCCGGCCCUGAGUCCAGGCCACAUGGGUACCACCAGCAUCGGCCCCCCAUUCAGCUUCCGUGCAAUCCCAGAGCCCCCUACCACGCAACCUGAGAAACUGCAGAAAUCCCCCAACUGCCUUGCCUCCAUCACCAGCGUCUGACAUGGGCCCAUCUGGGUUGACGUAGGGUCAGGGUGAUCUGCAAUGUUGGGGUGCCUAAGUGCAGGAGGUUGGGUGACUCCCUCCAUCAAGCACCUCGACUACAUGGGGACUGUUAAACCCACAGGCAUGGCUUCCAGAGACUGUUCCCACAGCAUCAAAGGUCACUGCAAAAAAAGAGAAAAAGGGAAAAAAUGGAAAAGGAAAUUUCUCAUCAUAGGAUUUACCUUGACAAGCAAUUAAUCAGGAAAUUCUGCAGUCGGAAUCAACCGUUAUUUUCAAAAUAGGCUUGAAGUAACUGGUAAUUUAACGUUUCAUUUUCAAGAGUAUAUUUUGUCAAUCACAGAUUAGAGAUCAUCCAGCCAAUGGAUUAAGUUUGCACGCAUUAAGAAAUAGAUGCUGAUGUGCAGGUCAAAGGUAUUAAAGAUUUGUGAUAUUGGUAUGCAGUACAAGUUUAAAAAAUGAGGCAUAAAAGCUCUCAUCUAAGCAACAUUUAAUUCAUGAUUCAUAAAGCUGUAUAAUAUUCCUAAAAAUAAACUCAUUUGUCAUGACACUGUUAGCUGCAUUGGUGAAACAAUAAGAAUCAUACUCAUAUGCUUAUUAAAACAAGUACAUAGACUGAAUUAGUGGAAAAAAAUGAUCUCGUUCUGAAAUUAAAGGAUUAUUAUUUCUUUUUUUAGAAAAAGGACUAUUGAUUUUUUUUUUUUUUUUUUUUUUUACCCAAACUUAUUGCGCAUACAAUUACUUUGUAUGCAACUUUACACUACGUAAUGGAUUUACCUGUUUCAUUAAAGUUCAUAUUUAAUCUCAGGUCAUGAACAGUUAACUCUCCUAAGAAGAGGUAAAGCAUAAGUUAGUCUGUUAUCAUGUUUCUGUAGAUCGUUUCACCGGUCUUUGUUUCUUAAGGGAAUAAAACACAAUCUCGGUAGGCAAAAAUAUAAAUGAUUUCAAUUUAAUUUCUGUCUAAGUUUAAUUCAGAUAUAGAUUAUUUUUAUUAUGUUCAUUCCCUUUCGAAAUAAAACAGGUGUUUGUUUUGCGCCAGUGUGAAUCCGAUACCAAGUCUCAUGAACCAGGACACUUGUGGAUGUCAUUGUUGGUUUGGAAACAUGCUUGUCUUCUGUGUAGCUUGAUGGCUCUGUUUGUUGUCACGAAAGGAGGAAGAUGUUGGAAAUCACAAUGGCGGGAACACGGGUGUUGUGUCCAAAACAUCCAAAACACUCCAAGGAAAGGUCAUACAGUUCUCUUCCUUUGGGCCAGUGGGAUUCAGAGACUCGGCCCUUUUGCUGCUCUGAUAAGACCUUUAUUUUGAAAAAAAUUCUUACUUGAGUUGAAUCCAGACCACUAUGGUGUUUUAUUUUCAACAUUUUUUUGUUUGUUUUGUUGUUUUCCUUGGGGAUUGAGCUGGUUUUGAUCGUUACUCGAGCCAUGUCCCUGGCCUAAAUGCAAAAUAUGGUCAGCAAAUGACAUGGUUAAAAAUUUUGCCACAGCCAACACAUGAUAUGUAUAUUUACAAUAUUCUCAACCUUUUCAUGAUUUCAAUAAAUGCUUCUUUUAGGUUGGAACAACUGAUUCAGUGAAAGUAUGUACAAAAAAUUUGCUCCACUGUUAUUUAUCAUUCCUCUCAAAUGUCAGAGAUGAACAUAGAUUACAUUAGAUUUGGACCUGCCUGUGUUAUAUACAGUAAGGCUCCGAUCCAUUAGCAAAGGCCCCUUUUCCAAGAUUGAAUUAAACAUUAAAAUACUUGCUUUGAACAUUUGGACUAUGGCUUUAACUGUUUGGCGUGCCAUCUCAAUGCACCAGAACCAACGGUCGUGUCCCUUCUGGCAGUGACUCGUGAGAUUUGGGAAAAAGAGCAGAGCUCAUGUCACAUCCAUUGGUGCUAUUAUGUGGUGAUCCUCCCUUUUUAACUUUUAUUUGCUUCUUUUCCCAUACCCUCCGCAGUUUCAUUGCUUUAUGAUAAGUGUUCAGAUGGAUAUCCUCCUGUGGGACUUCUUGUUAACCACUUUCAGCUCAGUCCCUCUCACUCGACUAUUAUCCACACACACACACACACACACACACACACACACACACACACAGACAGACACACCUGCAAUCAGCCAUGCAAACUACCCUAAACCCCACAUACAUGCACAUAACUAGCUACCUCCACCACCUGUGUAACAACAAGGUAGGGACGUGUACAGAUUUGGAUUCUUUGCCUGUGGAACACAGCGCUAUCAGCCUCUUCUCUGUGAAUGUUGACAAGGAGCGGCGGACAUUGUAACUAAGAGGACUUAUUCUAAAGUAAUCAGUAUUAAGUGCUGUAGUUUCAACUCAAUUUUUCUCAGUUUUUGACAGAAGUGUCUUUUACUUAUUUGCAAGUUGUGUAUAAAUCUGUCUAGCACCACAUCUACAAAACAUUCCCAAUUUUGUUUUCCCUCCGAUUUGUGUAAGAAGCCAUUUUCAGUUCUCUGCUGCCCCCUUUACAUAAAUAUUUGUUUAUCUGCUUCAUGAUUUCAAGCCCAGUGAGUAACUCUAUUCAACUCUGGUUUGUUGAAAAUGCAUCUAGACGGAAAUCAAGGGACUACAUUCUAUAGUAUAAACAAGCACCUCAACAGAUACAAUAUAUUAAAAUGAAUCAUGUCAGGUAUCCUCCAAUCUGAAAUGUUUAGCCCAAAUCAAAACUUGUUCAUCUGCUUUUGGCAAUUGGCAAUACUGGUUACAACAGUAUUGUUUUCAGUUUCCCACCUAAUAUUUGAGAGGUCAGUGGUUAGGGUCCAAACAGCCUCUUAGACCCUGUAGUUGGAGGUGGGAUGAAGAUUGUGGAAAGACAGGAGCCUCAUAUAUUAAAUGGUAAUUUUAUAUCAUUGCUAGACAUCAUAGAUGUACAUCAGAGAGCCACAUUAGACAGAACAAGCACCUCAUAACGUCAGCUCUAUAAAUAGAUUCUUUCUCAAAACAUUUCAACAGAACUUUACUUAAAACAAUGAUUUAAGUCCAGAAGUAUAUUUCAGUUUAGUGACGAAUACACCUCUGCAGAACUUUAAUCACUUUUGAAUGGUUUCUAAUGGACAUUAAUACAAACACAUGACCUCCUUUACUUGGCAAGGCUUUGUCAGAGGAUGCAUUUUGGGUAUGUGUCACAUUUUGUGAAAUUUAGUUUUAAUUUCAAACCCCUCCUUCAUCUGGUAAUCUUUUUUUUCCCUUUUUUUUAUCACGUUAGUUUUUGAUAGACAAAAGGGAGUAAUGCAGCCAAGACUGCCUUGUAAAAAACAUGUUUGCACUGAAAUGCCUGGCCUCUGGUUGCUGUUAAGUCCAUCCAAGACGGAUGCUUUGUUUAUAUUGUAAAAUAUUUCAUAUGAAAUAAAAAUGACCAUGAAAUGUCUUCCCUUAACAUUAUGGAUUUUAGAACCACGUCAGACAACAUUGUUUCUAAAUGGUGACAGUGUACAGUAUCAUACUGUAAAUGAAAUCAAUCUGCCAUGCUUAGUAUAACUUCAAAAGAAAACUGAAAGAUAUGAGGGAUCUUUUUGUAAUGUCUAUAAUAUUUGAAAAGAAGUCCCUAUUUGUGUAGUAAUGGUGUUUCAUCGUUGUGGUAGUGUAUGUGAUAAACCCAGUUGGGAGAUUGUGUUACUUUUUCAGACAAUAAAAUAACAUGUUUGGUUA
Molecule: messenger RNA, 7912 nt
Organism: Ctenopharyngodon idella (grass carp)
Lineage: Eukaryota; Metazoa; Chordata; Actinopteri; Cypriniformes; Xenocyprididae
Gene: stox2a
Product: storkhead box 2a
Exons: 4
Coding region: 1103-4267 (1054 amino acids)
Biological process (GO): positive regulation of transcription by RNA polymerase II
Cellular component (GO): cytoplasm; nucleus
Molecular function (GO): DNA-binding transcription activator activity, RNA polymerase II-specific; RNA polymerase II transcription regulatory region sequence-specific DNA binding
Source: RefSeq, a predicted model, not a curated record